Messenger RNA from Aspergillus alliaceus, 1438 nucleotides. RefSeq names its product mitogen-activated protein kinase. Gene Ontology annotation, cellular component: cytoplasm; nucleus. The transcript is spliced from 6 exons. NCBI's taxonomy places the organism in Eukaryota, Fungi, Ascomycota, Eurotiomycetes, Eurotiales, Aspergillaceae. The record is from RefSeq and is a predicted model, not a curated record. Gene Ontology annotation, molecular function: ATP binding; MAP kinase activity. Bases 184 to 1248 code for a protein of 354 amino acids. Gene Ontology annotation, biological process: intracellular signal transduction; protein phosphorylation.
CACACGACAAAUCGCUUGAUACCAGACACAACGCCAUACCUACCCCGCAUUCGAUCCGAAUAGACCCCGAGAACCGUUACUUGUUCAGCGUUGACCAAGGCGUACGCAUUCGUUGCAAGAGGUCCAAGAGCAUUGAUAAAAGGGGAGCCCGUCGUCUGAGCGAAUUUCGGACAGUCCACGAAUAUGGUGCAGCAACUCCCCCCUCAAGGAGGUUCGCGAAAGAUCUCCUUCAACGUUUCCGACCAAUAUGAGAUCCAAGAUGUAAUUGGCGAAGGUGCCUACGGUGUGGUUUGCUCUGCGAUCCAUAAACCAUCUGGCCAAAAAGUCGCCAUUAAGAAAAUCACCCCUUUCGACCAUUCGAUGUUCUGCUUGCGUACUUUGCGUGAAAUGAAGUUGCUUCGCUAUUUUAACCAUGAGAAUAUCAUCUCCAUUUUGGAUAUUCAAAGGCCGCGCAACUACGAAAGCUUCAACGAGGUCUAUCUGAUUCAGGAAUUGAUGGAGACCGAUAUGCAUCGGGUCAUUCGUACUCAAGAUCUUUCGGAUGAUCACUGUCAAUACUUCAUUUACCAAACGCUACGUGCCCUGAAAGCCAUGCAUUCAGCGAACGUUCUUCAUCGUGACCUGAAGCCAUCAAAUCUUCUCCUCAACGCAAAUUGUGAUCUGAAAGUUUGUGACUUUGGCUUAGCUCGUUCGGCUGCCUCAACAGAUGACAAUUCCGGGUUCAUGACGGAAUAUGUGGCCACCCGAUGGUACCGUGCUCCGGAAAUUAUGUUGACAUUCAAGGAAUACACCAAAGCCAUAGAUGUAUGGAGUGUUGGUUGCAUCCUAGCAGAGAUGCUGAGUGGAAAGCCUCUAUUCCCUGGAAAGGAUUACCACCACCAAUUGACUCUCAUCUUGGAUGUUCUCGGUACGCCGACAAUGGAGGACUAUUAUGGAAUCAAAUCCCGACGGGCUCGGGAAUACAUUCGGUCCCUCCCUUUUAAGAAGAAGAUUCCCUUCAAGGCGCUAUUCCCGAAGGCCAACGAUCUGGCACUGGACCUCUUGGAGAGGCUUCUCGCAUUCAACCCUGCCAAGCGUAUCACCGUGGAGGAGGCUUUGCGUCACCCGUAUCUGGAGCCGUAUCAUGACCCUGAUGAUGAACCUACUGCACCUCCAAUUCCGGAAGGGUUCUUUGACUUCGACAAGAAUAAGGAUGCCCUUAGCAAGGAGCAGUUGAAGACCCUAAUUUAUGAGGAGAUCAUGCGGUGAGCUUGCGAUUGAACAUAACAUGCAUAUGCCAUGGACAGCUUAUCCAUCGGCGAGGAUGGAAUACAGGUCGGGAUAAAUAGGGUGGGAUGACCGAACCCAUGCACUUAAUAUCUAGUUGCAUAGACGACAAGCCAGGGUAGUACGCUCGCGCAUCGACUACGAUAUUGGCAGAGUCUUAUGAUUGGCCUUU